Lethenteron reissneri (Far Eastern brook lamprey) is the source of this 864-nucleotide messenger RNA. Its product is annotated as leucine-rich repeat-containing protein 7-like. Gene Ontology annotation, molecular function: protein kinase binding. Gene Ontology annotation, biological process: neurotransmitter receptor transport postsynaptic membrane to endosome; neurotransmitter receptor transport, endosome to postsynaptic membrane; embryo development. NCBI's taxonomy places the organism in Eukaryota, Metazoa, Chordata, Hyperoartia, Petromyzontiformes, Petromyzontidae. Gene Ontology annotation, cellular component: postsynaptic density; postsynaptic membrane; adherens junction. The record is from RefSeq and is a predicted model, not a curated record.
AUGACGUUGCAGGCAAUGGGCAGCAAGCGGCGGCUGCUGGGCGGGCUGCUGUCGUGCCGCUGCCUGCGGGCGCAGCACGAGGGGUGGGGGGCGGCUUCGGUGCUCGACUUCUCGCACUGCAGCCUCGACGCGGUGCCACGCGACGUCUUCUCGUGCGAGCGCAGCCUCCUGGAGCUCUACCUGGACGCCAACCAGAUCGAGGAGCUGCCCCGGGAACUGUUCAGCUGCCAGGCCCUGCGCAAGCUGAGCGUGCCGGACAACGACCUCUCGUCCCUCCCGCCUGCCAUCGCCGGACUCAGCAACCUGCGGGAGUUGGACAUCAGCAAGAACGGCAUUCAAGAAUUCCCGGAGAACAUCCGCUGUUGCAAGUGCCUGUCUGUGUUAGAAGCGAGCGUGAACCCCAUUAGCAAGUUGCCAGAAGGGUUCACUCAGCUCCUAAACCUGACCCAGCUCUAUCUGAAUGAUGCCUUCCUCGAAGCGCUGCCCGGCAACUUUGGCAGGCUGGCCAAAUUACAGAUCUUGGAGCUAAGGGAAAAUCACCUUAAGACGCUACCCAAGUCGAUGCAGAAGCUGUCUCAACUGGAGAGGUUGGAUCUGGGAGGCAAUGAGAUGCUCGACAUGCCGGAAGUAAUUGAGGAGCUCUCGAGUCUGCGGGAACUUUGGCUGGAUGGAAACGGCCUCCAGAAACUACCUGGGUGCAUCGGGCGGCUGAAGCAGCUGACCUACCUGGACGUGUCCAAGAACAACCUGGAGGAGGUGGAGCCGGGAAUCUGCGGCUGCCAGGAGCUCAGCGACCUCCUCCUCUCCUCCAACAUCCUCCAGCAGCUGCCGCUCAACCUCGACGUGUAUUUUUCGAACAGGUAA